This is a messenger RNA of Erythranthe guttata (spotted monkey flower), 697 nucleotides long. RefSeq names its product ferredoxin-thioredoxin reductase catalytic chain, chloroplastic. Lineage: Eukaryota; Viridiplantae; Streptophyta; Magnoliopsida; Lamiales; Phrymaceae. Gene Ontology annotation, molecular function: oxidoreductase activity, acting on iron-sulfur proteins as donors. The record is from RefSeq and is a predicted model, not a curated record.
CUAUUUUCUAUUUCCCAGAAAAAGAAACAAAAUAGAAAACUACAAUUCCCAAAAAUUAAAUAAAUAAAAUAAAAUAAUUUCCGCCAUGAGAGCUCUCCAAGCUUCCACAUCUUACAGCAUCAGCAGCUUCGGCAUUUCAUCCGCCGCUCCGUCGCCGCCCUCGCGCCGCCGCCACGUCGUCUUCUCCAAAGCUGAACCAACGGAGAAAUCGGUUGAAAUAAUGAGGAAGUUUUCCGAGCAGUAUGCCCGGAGGUCCGAUACCUAUUUCUGUGUCGAUAAAGGUGUCACAUCUGUUGUUAUCAAGGGAUUAGCGGAACACAAGGAUACGUUGGGUGCACCCCUCUGCCCUUGUAGGCACUACGACGAUAAAGCUGCUGAGGCACAACAGGGCUUUUGGAAUUGUCCCUGUGUUCCUAUGAGAGAAAGGAAAGAGUGCCACUGCAUGCUUUUUCUAACACCUGAGAACGAUUUUGCUGGCCAGGACCAGACCAUUACGUUGGAAGAGAUUAGAGAAACCACGUCGAAUAUGUGAUGGAUUUUGCCUCUAAGUGAAACAACAACCAAUGUACGUAAAUCUGUAUUACUGUCGAGACCAAUGUACGUAAAUCUGUAUUACUGUCGAGAAAAAAAUAUAUUGUAACUUUUGUUGUUACAGAUACCAUUAAUCAAUUAAUUUUCCCUUGCAUUUAUCUGAUAC